AUGGCGCCCAGAAUUAGCACCAUGGACAGGAUUCGGGCUGAAUUGCUUCGGAGAGCUCGCGUUGAAAGAGCUGCGGAAUCCGAGCAUCAGUCGUACCAAACGAGUGAGCAACCGGCACGGAAUGCAAACAACGGAACCUUGGCAAUGAGUGGAGAGCCCUCGCCGUUUGACCCAUCACAGCACAGGAGCUUUCUGUCGAGAAUACGUGCAAGCAUGUGCAAUCCGCUAGAAACACAAGCUCCUAGGUCACCAGAGCCUCCCGUGCGACCAUUCACGCUGUCGUCAUCGCGAUAUGCUUCAUCUGGAAACCCACCUAGUUCCUUACCAUCGCCAAUUCUCAUGUCCCACAUGUCGACAUUCAACCCGCUAUGCCCUCCUCAACCAGUAGCUACACCGGUGACAAGCGCACAGCAGGAGCCUUGUACCUCUGGACCCUUCUGCAGCGAGCAUUUCCUACAACACAGCAGCAUCGUGUACGAUGCCCGGAAUUUUUCGAGACAGCCGCGGGGAGGCCAAGUUCAGGGAAUCGAUGUGGAGGGCGGGAGGAAGUCACCUCCCAGGAACUUCUUGUUUUGCUUUCCUUGGGUCAAGUCACGAAAAGUUCGGUCCCAGAUCCUGACGUGCUUCGUCUCGGGCAUGUUUCUAGCCAGUUUGCUGGCCGUAUAUUUGGGAUUGGCUCUCACUAGCCACAUUGCGCGAGGGGAACUGACCAUCAUGAUCAUCCUCGUCAUCCUGUCUGCCACCAUUUUCUUUGGCUUCAGCGUGAUUCGACUCUGCACCCUCAUCGCCCGUGGAGACCGGGCCAGAAGAAGGAUACGUGCUGAGAUGCUGGGAUUGGGAGGCUACGUGGUGCCCCAAAAGCCCAUCCCCGUGGUAUUGGCUCAAGAUGAAGAGGCAGUCGGUGUCGAGAGCGAGGCGUCGAAAUCGAGGCCACCUGCAUACGGUUUGUGGCGAGAAAGCAUACCGGUUGACCCCAAUCGUAUUUUUUGGCAACGCAACGAAGCUGCCAGCACCGCACCCCAGCGACUGGAGACGAGGACCGGACCGCGACCGCCAUCAUAUGCCUCUGAAGACGGAGUAUCUUCAUCAACGCCGAGGAUAUGA
Messenger RNA from Ustilaginoidea virens, 1104 nucleotides. RefSeq lists its product as uncharacterized. The record is from RefSeq and is a predicted model, not a curated record. Lineage: Eukaryota; Fungi; Ascomycota; Sordariomycetes; Hypocreales; Clavicipitaceae. Bases 1 to 1104 code for a protein of 367 amino acids. The transcript is spliced from 4 exons.